Drosophila kikkawai is the source of this 1769-nucleotide messenger RNA. It is a transcript of the gene qkr58E-3, whose product is annotated as quaking related 58E-3. Gene Ontology annotation, molecular function: mRNA binding. Gene Ontology annotation, cellular component: nucleus. The record is from RefSeq and is a predicted model, not a curated record. Gene Ontology annotation, biological process: regulation of alternative mRNA splicing, via spliceosome. Lineage: Eukaryota; Metazoa; Arthropoda; Insecta; Diptera; Drosophilidae.
GCGACUGGCAACCCUACUGACAACUUUGCACUAUUAUACAUACAGUUUUCCAAAUUUCGUGAGAUUGAAAGAAAAAAUUAGCGCUUAAAAUGGAAGGAACUGCAGAGUUUACUGAAAAACCAGUUACCCACGAUCAUCAGCCGCGUCUUAAUGAGGUGGCCCAGAAGUUCUUGGCGGAUCUGGACGAGGAGCGCCAGCGUCUGUCCGCCGAGUUCCCUCUUUGCGCAUUGCUAAUCGACGAAGCUGUGGAUCGCGUUUACUGCACUGGCCGCAUUCCGGGCAAAGAAUUCUAUGCCGAUGUCUACAAGCAGAAGCCCAUGAAGAUAACCCAGAAGGUCUUUGUGCCUGUCAAGCAGUACCCGAAGUUCAACUUCACUGGCAAGAUUCUGGGCCCCAAAGGCAACUCCCUGCGUCGCCUGCAGGAUGAGACUCAGUGCAAGAUCGCCAUCAAGGGUCGCACCUCGAUCCGUGAUCGGGCCAAGGAGGAGCAGUUGCGCAACUGUGGUGAUCCGCGAUAUGCCCACUUGCAGAAGGACCUCUUUCUGGAGGUCAGCACUGUGGCCACGCCGGCCGAGUGCUAUGCUCGCAUUGCUUAUGCCCUUGCCGAGAUUCGUAAGUAUCUAAUUCCAGACAAGAACGACGAAGUGUCACACGAGCAGCUGCGCGAGUUGAUGGAAAUGGAUCCCGAGUCGGCCAAGAACAUACAUGGACCCAAUUUAGAGGCUUACAGAUCCGUAUUUGAUAAAAAGUUCGGUGGCAGCAGCAACGGAGCCCCCAAGUUCAUCAAUUUGAUCAAGAGAGCUGCGGAAAAUCCGCCUGAAGUUGACGAGGCGGAGGAGGCGGCCUACGAAUACGAGCACCGUUUGCCCCCCAAGCGCGCACCCACGGGCUAUGAGUACAGCAAACCACGUCCAUCAAUAAUAUCAGCAAACGCAGCGGCAUAUAAACGACCAUAUCCUGACAUGAAACGUAUGCGCGAACCGCCCAUCAAGUCCUAUAAGCCCAAUCCGUAUUCCAUACUCAAAAAAUAUAAAUAAUAGUAGCGAGCUGCACCGAUCGCGGCUCCGGUUGAUUCCACCGCAUACCGCUAUAAACGAUAACAAAGGACGAUGUUUAUGAUUAUAAAAAAAGCCCUGCUGAGAACAAUAUUACACAUAAUAAAUCCAUAAAAGAAUCUUGGCCUAACAAGAAGAAACGUUAAUUUUGAAGUAAUUCUCACAAGAAGAAACGUUAAAUUUGAAGUAAUUCUAUGAAUGAAUAAUGUAAUAAUGCGUUCUCACGCUAUAAAAUCGAAAGAAUAUAACUUUAAUCCUUAAUUUAUAAUUUCCAUAAACCAAUCUGAACUGUUGGCGUCCACGCCAUCAGGUCAUAAGUCCAAUAUAUACUACAAUUACUGUCAUAAUAGUGAUUGAUGAUUGAGUUUUUAAUUAUUCACUAUUCUUGAUGAAAUAAAAGAAUUAAAUAAUCACUGUCCAAGCAGAGCCAAUUAUAAUCGGUUCAAUUGAAUAACCCCAUCCUGCCCAUACUUAUUUAUACUCAUGUCACCUAGCAGUAGAAGCAAGAUAUCUCUGUGAAAUAAAUAAAUACCGAAUGGAAUAAUCACAUUGUUCAAUUGAAACCGAAUAACUCCAGAUGAUUAAGAGUCCAUUUUGGAAAUCAAAAACAUUAAAAGGCGUUUUAAAACUAAGUUAAUAAAACAUUAUGAAUUUAUAAACAAGAAAUAAAGAAAAUACAAUAAACUAUUAAAGCUCAUGCUAUUCAAAUAUUAA